AGGAAAACAGCAGCUUCUUCCAAGACGCAGACGGAGGGAACAGUGCGACAAUUUAAAGAUUUAACUUCACACGUCUUUUUAAAAUGUUGAUUAACCGACGGACUCACACACGCUGAGCAGGGGUUUUACUUUAUUUCUGUAAAUCAAAGCCGGCAGACGGCUGUUAAAGAUGGUUUUACAGAACAGUGGCAGGUACAGAGCGGAGCGGGGACAAGGAGCAGGAGGAGACCAGGAAAACCAGUAAGCUGUUUAACAUCAUUCACAAAUGAAUAAAGAAAACUAGUCGUUAAAUAUAACUAAUAUAUAUGUUUCAACCAGGGAUGAUGGAUCCUCCAUGUCAGCCCUCAAGCGGCUGGAGCGCAGUCAGUUCACCGACGAGAUGGACGCUCGCUUCGGCUUCGACCGGAUGAAGGAACCGGGGGAGAAAACCGGCUGGCUGAUCAACAUGCAUCCAGUGAGCCCCUAACUGUGUAGUGUUAUGAGCGUUGUAUGUCAGAUAAUGAUGGAUAAAAGAUAAAAAUGUUGUUUCCUGUCCUAUUCCUGCUUGCAGACAGAAAUCCUGGAUGAUGACAAGAGGAUGAUCAGUGCUGUGGACUAUUACUUUAUACAGGAGGACGGAAGCAGUUUCAAGGUCCUAAUUGGGCACCAGUUUAUCAGACUAGCACCUGUCGUCUUUUAAGACACUUUCUCUAACUCGUUUCUAUUGAUUCUGUCUGCAGGUGGCUCUACCAUAUAAGCCAUAUUUCUACAUUGCGACGAAAAAGGUAUGUGAGUGUUGGUUCUUUACCUAAAGGGGUUGGACAAUGAAACUGAAACGCCUGGUUUUAGACCACAAUAAUUCAUUAGUAUGAUCAUGGGAGAUGUUCAGCUUCACUCAUAUGUUCAUCAAACCACUCUGUCCACUCAUCCCGGCCGAGGGAAUGCCAUGAUAUUGCAGCCCAAACCAUCACUGAUUCACCCCCAUGCUCUGGGCAUGCAACAGUCUGGGUGGUACGCUUCUUUGGGGCUUCUCCACACUGUAACUCUCCCGGAUGUGGGAAAGACAGCAAAGGUGGACUCGUCAGAGAACAUUGCAUGUUUCACAUUGUCCACAUCCCAACAUUUUCGCUGCUGGCACCAUUGAAACCGACAUUUGGCAUUGGCACGAGUGACCAAAGGUUUGGCUAUAGCAGCGUGGCCGUGUAUAUUGACCCUGUGGAGCUCCCUACGGACAGUUUUGGUGGAAACAGGAGAGUUGAGGCAGCUGUGGUUUUAUGUUUUUCAAUACAAUCUGGGUUAGCACCCGGGCAUCCCUUUCAGACAGCUUCCUCUUGCAUCCACAUUUACUCCUGUUGGAUGUGGUUUGUCCUUCUUGGUUAUGCUGACAUAACCCAUAAUAUUGUGUGCAACUGCAUUGCAAUAUUUUAAGCAAAACUGCUAUUGCUCUGCUAAUUGAACCUUCACACUCUGCUCUUACUGGUGCAAUUUGCAAUCAUUGAAGAUUGGCCACCAGGCUGGUCAAAUUUAGCCAUGAAACCUCCAACACUUUCAGUUUCAUUGUCCAAUCCCUGUAUCUCAGCAUGUUUAAACCCUGAUCUGAAAGACAACUUCAUUUCCAGAACUGUGAGCGAGAGGUCAUCUCAUACUUGUCUAAGAAGUUUCAAGGAAAAGUGGCCAAGCUUGAAGUUGUGCCCAAAGAGGACCUCGACCUGGUGAGAACUACUCUAUUAUACCAUGUAAUUACAACGACAAUAAUAAGAGACACCCUCUUAACAUGUUGUACCACGUUGACUUUUUGUCCUCAGCCGAAUCAUCUUGUAGGGCUGAAGAGGAGCUACAUCAAACUGUUGUUCAACACUGUGGAUGAUCUCAUGAAAGUGAAGCGUGAGAUCUCCCCGGCAGUACGCAAGAACAGAGAGAGGGAGCAGUCAAAUGAUGGCUACACCUCCAUGUUGUCAAGGUAUAUAAUCAAUCAAUCAAUUAUAUUUUAUUUCAAUAGCACCAAUUUACAACAGUCGUCAUCCCAAGACGCUUUACAAAGAAUAAUAUCAGGUCUAGAUCAUGCUCAUGGUUUGAUGAAUUAUUAAGACCCAAUGUAAGAUGGGACAGAGUUAACCCAUCUCAUCUAACAUAAGUGACAGUGGAAAGGAGAAACUUCCUUUUAACAGGCAGAAACCUUGGGAAGGACCAGACUCAUGCUAGACAGCCACCAGGCUGCUGCUAGGUUGGGGAGAAAUACAGAGAGAGAGAAAUGGGAGAGAAAGAGAACAAGGGAGAAGAGAAUGCGUAAGGGAGAGGGAGGGAGAGAGAAAAGAGAACUAGGGUGAGAAAGAGAGACAGGGGACAGCACCGCAGUAUAUCUCUGAUCUCUUAAAUGUUUAUACACCCUCAGGUUCCUUGAGGUCUGCUGAUCAGCUCCAACUCAUGGUUCCAAAAACUCGUUUAUAAACCCGUAGGCAACCGAGCUUUCUCAGCUGUGGCUCUUAAAUUAUGGAAUGAAUUGCCACUGGAGAUUAAAACAUCCCCCACUCUUUCUACUUUUAAAUCACAUCUUAGAACUCAUUUUUAUUCCUUUGCUUUUAGCUCAGCAUGAGAGUUGUGUGAUCUCUGUCUUUUAUGGUCCGUUUAUCACUUUUAUUUCUUUUAUGCUUUUGUAUUUUGAUUUAAUUUCAAAUUUUUUACCUGUUUUUUUUUUUUUUUUCUCAUCUUGAUGUUUUAUGCAGUUUGUUAUUUUAAUCUUAUUGUGCAGCCCUUUGGUAAACUUUGAAUGUUUUUUAAAAUGUGCUAUAUAAAUAAAGUGGAUUGGACAGCAGCAACAUUAAAACAACAACAGCAGCUCAUGCAAAGUUGUGGUUGCAGAGCAAGUAAAGAUGAAACAAUAUGAAUUUAGUUUACAGGAUUAGGAUAUAAGUAGUUAUGGACUAUGUUAAAUUAAUUUAAUGUGAUUACGGUCAGCGGGCCUAAUAGUAGUUAAUUUUAGCUUUAUGAUAUUAAUGUCGGUGAGGCUGACUUUCAUGUCUGCUGCAACAGUCCGGAGGAACCUAAGAGAAAGUGUGUAUCUAUUAAUAUUGAUAACAUUAUCUGCUCCAAUGAGUUAGUAAUAUUCAAUAUCAUCCACAAUUUCAGCUCUGUUUAUUAAUAGUGUAUUAUUGAUCUGUUAAAUGCUGUAUUUACAGUGCCUUAUCAGGUGGCAAUGUGACUACUGCGGAUGAAGAGGGCACGAUGAAGAGCAUUUCAGACCAGCUGGACAACAUAGUGGACAUGAGGGAAUAUGAUGUGCCCUAUCAUGUGCGGUUGUCCAUCGACCUCAAGAUCCAUGUGGUAAAGGAGGAUUUCUUUCCUUCUCUGAAUGUUUUCAGAAAGAAGAUAAACACAGUUUGGUGUUUUAAUCUGCUGCUUCUGUCUCUCAGGCUCACUGGUAUAAUGUUCGAUACAGAAGCAGCGCUUACCCACCUGAGAUCGUACGAAGAGAUGAUCUUGUGGAGCGGCCGGUAAGAGGAUUUUAUAAAUAAUGAUGCAUAUGAAAUGUUCCUUUUGUCAGGUUUGUAUUUGACUUCCACUGAAUCCUUGUUUCUGGUUCUUUUCAGGACCCUAUUGUGUUGGCGUUUGACAUUGAAACCACCAAACUCCCACUGAAGUUUCCAGACGCAGAGAGCGAUCAGAUUAUGAUGAUCUCCUACAUGAUUGAUGGACAGGUAAUAUGUAUUCUAUUCAAACACAUACCAGUGGUUAAUUCCUCAGACAGUUUAAUGACGUUUUUGUUUCCUUUAAAGGGGUUUCUAAUCACAAACAGAGAGAUUGUCUCGGAGAACAUUGAGGAUUUUGAGUUCACUCCCAAACCCGAGUAUGAAGGGCCUUUCACUGUGUUUAACGAGGACGAUGAGGUAUAUGAGUGCUAUUAAAACAACACAAUACAGAAAAAUCAAGUGCUUGAAGAUCAUAUUUCAGCAUAUAAACAUGACUCUGUGUUUUCGUAAACGCUCUGACUCUGUCUGCAGGCAGGCCUCAUCCAGAGGUGGUUUGACCACAUUCAAGAAACCAAACCGAACAUCUUUGUCACCUACAACGGAGACUUUUUUGACUGGUAAGUUUCCCCGAUAAAGUGUUCAAUUGAUCACGUCUACCUUCAUUUCCUGAUCUUAUGUCUGCCCCCUCAAGGCCUUUUGUUGAGACUCGUGCUGCCCUGCAUGGACUGAGCAUGCACAAGGAGAUCGGUUUCCAGAAGGACAAUCAGGGGGAGUACAAGUCCAGCCAAGCCAUCCACAUGGACUGCUUCAGGUUUUGUCUACCCCUGUCUCUGUUGAAUGUGGUUUACAAACUCUGGGUUCGUUUACAUUAUUUUAAACUUUGUCCUUUUUUUCCCUCCCUUGUGUCAGGUGGGUAAAGAGAGACAGCUACCUGCCUGUGGGAAGUCACAACCUGAAGGCGGCAGCAAAGGCUAAAUUAGGCUACGACCCAGUAGAGCUGGACCCAGAGGAGAUGUGUCGGAUGGCAACUGAGGAGCCGCAGGUACAGAAACAGCAGAGAAAAUAAAAGUCUUCAUUGAGUUUGGUGUUUUGUUCAAUUGUUUCUUCACUUUUCUCUGCUCUUAGACCUUAGCCACCUACUCUGUGUCAGAUGCUGUGGCCACGUACUAUCUGUACAUGAAAUAUGUUCACCCCUUCAUCUUCGCCUUAUGCACCAUCAUCCCCAUGGAGCCUGACGAGGUUUGUCCAUUGGAAAUACCAUUUAUUGACUAUACUUCACAAAGAAAUUUCCAUUUUGAUUCUUCUUAUUUUUACUAUUUGCAUAAUUCUGUGUUACCAGGUGCUGCGAAAGGGUUCUGGCACUCUGUGUGAAGCUCUGCUCAUGGUGCAGGCUUUCCACGCCAACAUCAUCUUCCCCAACAAGCAGGAGCAAGUCUUCAACAAGCUGACGGACGACGGCCACGUUUUGGACUCUGAGACCUACGUGGGCGGCCAUGUGGAGGCGCUGGAGUCAGGCGUAUUUCGCAGUGACAUCCCUUGUCGCUUCAAAAUGGUAGAGUUUCACCCGGAACUUUCUAUUUGUUUGCCUGACUCCCUCCAGUCAGUUGGUAGAUUAUUGUCCAGACAUCAGUCGAGGGAUAUUUUCAGUUAAAGAGUUAAGAACCUAUACUUAGGUGCUCCACUUACACAUGACCAUUUUUUUGCUUGCUGAUGCGCUCUGAGUAAAUUGUAAAUAAUGAGGUUGUAAGGUUUCUUUAACAACUGAAUGGUUGGAUUAGAUUGGAUUAGAUUAGAUUGAAAUUUAUAAAUGUUCUUUAUUUAUUCAGCCCUUUACAACAACCCUUUUAGUGAACCAAAGUGCUUUGCAAUACAUAGUAAAUAUAAAUGAAUAAAAACGUAACAAAAGUAAUAAAAAAAAAAAAAAGAAUAAGAUACAAUGCAAUAAAAUAAAGUGUCACCACGCUACUGGGUAUUAAAAGCCAGCAUAAAUAAAUACGUGUUCAGUCGAGAUUUGAAAAGGCCCUGGUCAGAAAUAAGUCGCAUUUCGGUGGGGAGCUUAUUCCAAAAACUGGGACCAGCAACUGCAAAGGCUUGGCCACCCCGGUGUUUGUAUUUUGAUCUGGGCACUUCCAGCAGAAGUUGGUUUGAUGACCUCAGAGCUCUACCCGGCUCCUCAACGGUUAAAAGCUCAGUUAAAUAGAUGGGGGUGAGGCCGUUAAGAGCUUUAAUUUAAAUUCUUUAUUGAUCCUCUCAGGAAUAAUCCAUCAAGAAAAUUAGAAUUUCAUUAAAGACUGGAUAUCAUUUCUGUCAACCAAGUUUGUCUCUGGUUAUUUGGUACCUCGUUUAUGUUUUUGAUGCCUGUUGUGUUUACAGAAUCCGGCUGCAUUCGACUUCCUGAUGCAAAGAGUCGAGAAAACGAUGCGUCACGCCAUUGAGGAAGAGGAGAAUGUCCCUCUGGAGCAGGUCACGAACUUUAAUGAGGUGCGUUUGCUUUAUUUUUGUCCUCUAUCUUUAUCUAUCAUCUAUCAAGUCCUGUCUGCCUAAACUUAGGAAAUAUCUUUUGAUGCUUCUUCUUCUCAGGUUUGUGAUGAGAUCAAAAAGAAGCUGACUUCCCUGAAGGAGGUCCCAAACAGGAUUGAAUGUCCCCUUAUCUACCAUCUGGACGUAGGGGCCAUGUACCCCAAUAUCAUCCUCACUAACCGCCUGCAGGUAAAACACAAACAAGAGAGAAAUGCAUCAAACAAAAAGAAAGAAAAGAAAAGCAUGAAUUUAACGCUUUUCUGCUCUAACAGCCGUCUGCUAUGGUUGAUGAAGCCACUUGUGCCGCCUGUGACUUUAACAAACCCGGUGCUACCUGUCAGAGGAGGAUGACCUGGCAGUGGAGAGGAGAAAUCAGUGAGUUGAAUGUCGACUUAGAGACUUGUGGCUGCUGCCAGCAUUGCCUCUUUUGUGAUUUGGAAAAUGUCUUGUUUUUCUGCAGUGCCGGCGAGCCGCAGUGAGUUCCACCGCAUUCAGCAGCAGCUGGAGUCUGAGAAGUUUCCACCAUUUUUCCCCAACGGUCCACCGAGGGCCUUCCACAACCUCAACAGAGAAGAGCAGGCCAAACAUGAGAAGAAACGUCUGGCAGGUGCUCUCCUCAGACUUUAACUCGAGCGAUCUAAAAGUCCUGGUUUGCAAAACGCCGUGUGUGACCUGUCCUUUCACUUUUAGACUACUGUAAGAAGGCCUACAAGAAGACUCAUGUCACCAAGCUCGAGGAGCGAGUCACCACCAUUUGUCAGAGAGAAAACUCCUUUUACGUGGACACUGUGAGAGCUUUCAGAGAUCGACGAUAUGAAUUCAAAGGACUUCAUAAGGUACCCUUUUUGUGCUUUUAUUAGGGGUGUCAUGAUUCUACAAAUCCACGAUCUGAUUUAAUUUUCGUUUUUAGGUGACAAUUCAAUUCUUUUUCUUCUACGGACAGCAAAGAGUCUGAUGCAAUUUUAAAACUAGUCUAGUCUACAAUCAUUGAUUUUAUUCAUUACAUUUGUACAGUAAAUAUUAUUUCAAAAGAUUGGCUACAAACAAGUGACGCAGUUUCCAUUGUUCUUGUGUAAUGUAUCACAUCAGGCACUAAUGGUCAAAUUUAAAUAAUUUAUUUAACAAUCUUGUUUUCAGUGAACAAACAUAAUAACAACAAAAAUAUGAACUCACCAAGGCUUGCGUACAAUGUGUGGCGUUGUCAUUUACUUCCGCUUUCCAAACCUUUCAGAUGUUGAGGCAGGGGAUCAUCGAUCCUCUCUUUGAUUUCGAUUAUUGAGACCAUAACGUAAUUUUUAUCGAUUUUCGAUUAAAAAAUCGAAAUCGUGACACCCCUAGCUUUUCUUGAUGUGAAGUUCAUUAACGUGUGCUUAUAUCAGGGUUUGCCAUUUGGGGCAGGGACCUCAGUUCUAAAUAGAGUUACCUGAAAUAUAUCUCCAUCCACCAAUUAGACCUUUGUCCAUUAUUAUAAUGAUUAGAAAAAAAACUUCACACAGUGUAAAUUAGAUUUAUUCAAAGUUUUCCUUCAAGUUCCUUCAUACAUCAAAACAGCAAAGAGAUGGUAUGUUUGGGAUAAUGUGCUUUCUGGCUACUGUGCUAGUAGACUUUGUGAUGGUUUAAGAGAGUCUACGUUGAUGUGUAAAAGACAUGACUAACUCUCACAGUGAAGCGUCCUACUCUUCGUUUAUGAUCUGGCCUGAUUAAGAGCAGAUCUGCAUAUUUUUCUGAUUUGUUAUUUGGCUGCUCGGCUCAUUUGAUCACCACCCAGGAUUGAUUUUUCAGUUGUAUAAAUACAAGCUCAGCUGCCUUUAUAUAUCCAGCAAAAACAAAUCCUGUUUGAUGCUCUAAUCUCAUCUUGCAAUUCUGUCUCUGUCAUCAGUAAGAAACACAAAAAAGUCUGAUUGUGGCCCAAUGUGUGCACAUACUCGCAACAAAGUGUGUUUGUCUGAAAAAGCACAAGAUUUCUGUUCAGAGUUCUGUGUCGCACAAAAGUUUGGGAACCACAGACUUAGCCGAAGAGGAUGGAUAUCAGUUUGUUAUUCCUCACUUUUUUUGUGUGUUUGUUUCAGGUGUGGAAGAAGAAGCUGUCCGCAGCUCAGGAAAGCGGAGACGCUGCUGAGGUGAAGCGCUGCAAAAACAUGGAGAUCCUUUACGAGUCUCUGCAGCUGGCUCACAAGUGUAUCCUCAACUCUUUCUACGGCUAUGUCAUGAGGAAAGGGUACGUGCCAGCUACAGUUUCCACGAUACAAAUCAGCUACUGUAAUCUCCCCCUCUUUUUUGCAUGAGCUCUGUAGCUUCAGGCACUAGUGUUGUCUGUGCUUCUAUCAGGGCGCGCUGGUACUCCAUGGAGAUGGCUGGCAUCGUGUGCUACACUGGAGCCAACAUCAUCACUCAGGCCAGAGAGCUCAUUGAACAGAUAGGGUGAGUAUCACUGUUGCUAAAGUUCUUUUUACUUCACCUUCUGAUCAAAGAGAGGGCAGCUCCAACUCAGAUUGGGAUUUAGCUCUUUGUUAUAUCAGUAAAUUCUUGCAAACAUUUAUGGGCUUGUAUCCGGCUUCUGCAGCAUUGUUUGUAUGUGGACUUAAGAAUAUUAAAAUGUAUUUUUCCACCCCCCUCAGGCGGCCCCUUGAGUUGGACACUGAUGGUAUCUGGUGUGUCCUCCCCAACACCUUCCCUGAGAACUUUGUGGUGAAAACCAGCAACGAGAAGAAGCCCAAAGUGACCAUAUCGUACCCCGGGGCCAUGCUGAAUAUCAUGGUAAAGGAGGGAUUCACCAAUGAUCAGUACCACGAGCUGGUCGACCCUUCAACCCUCACCUACAUUACCAGGUCAGAGAACAGCAUCUUCUUUGAGGUGGACGGACCGUACCUGGCCAUGAUCCUACCUGCAUCCAAAGAGGAAGGCAAGAAGCUGAAGAAAAGGUUUGGCACUGACAGAUUUGAUUCAUUUUUAAAGUUUUAUUUAUGGGGAAAAAUAAAAAAGCUUCAAGAACAAAGAUAAAUUCUUCCCAAUGUUGUCCCACCUGCAUUCGUAUAAAAAUACUGCGUGAUUAUGACAAUUGAAUGAUGAUGACGCUGCUAUUUUCAGGUACGCUGUGUUCAAUGAGGAUGGCUCUCUGGCUGAGCUGAAGGGUUUCGAGGUGAAAAGGAGAGGAGAGCUUCAGCUCAUCAAGAUCUUUCAGUCAUCGGUGUUUGAGGCUUUCCUCAAAGGAACCACUCUGGAGGAGGUGUAUGCCUCUGUGGCCAAAGUAGCCGACUAUUGGCUGGAUGUUCUCUACAGCAAGGUACAAAUCUCUGACCAAAUAUCUGACAGCUUGAUUAACUGUUGAUUAUUAUUGUCCUUUACAAAAAGCCGAUUGACUUAUUUGAUGUGAUUUUCAGGCUGCCAACAUGCCAGACGCAGAGCUGUUUGAGCUGAUUUCAGAGAACAGGUCAAUGUCCAGAAAGUUGGAGGACUACGGAGAGCAGAAGUCGACUUCCAUCAGCACAGCAAAGAGACUGGCUGAGUUUCUGGGCGACCAAAUGGUGAAAGAUGCAGGUCUGAGCUGCCGCUACGUCAUCUCCAGAAAACCAGAGGGGUCUCCUGUCACAGAAAGGUGGGACAGACAACACAUUUGUGAAAACUGUUGCUCCUUUUACACACAAACCCCGAGUUUGACUACAGUUGUUUGACCGGUCUUUGUUGCUUCUCAUUCCUCGCUUCAUCCAGACACAUAAAGAAAGUCAUUACUACCAUGUUACAUAGAUUUUCUGCCUCUUAUGCGAUCAAGGGUUGUAGGGAUGACAGACUUUGCAAUAAAGACAGAAUAAAAGCCUCGAGAGUGACACUGAUUGAUGCGUGUCUCUCUCCAUCAGAGCCAUUCCUCUGGCCAUCUUUCAGGCCGAGUCCAGCGUAAAGAAACACUUCCUCCGUAAGUGGUUGAAGAUGCCCAGCCUGCAUGACUUGGACAUCCGCUCGGUGAGUUUAAAUACAGAUUUAAUGCAGUUAAUAGAUGCCUUGGUAAUCAACUUAAGUGCUCUCUGUAACAUCACAAUGGGGGCCUUUCAGAUCCUUGAUUGGAGUUAUUACAUCGAGCGGCUGGGCAGUGCCAUCCAGAAAAUCAUCACCAUCCCUGCAGCUCUUCAACAGGUAAAACUGAGCACGUUUAAUCGGGCCCUUAGUCCAUUUUUGGAUGAUAAAUAGAUGAAAUUUUUAAUUUAUCUGUUAUACUUCUAGGUGAAGAACCCAGUACCCAGAGUGAGGCAUCCUGACUGGCUCCACAAGAAGCUACUGGAGAAAAACGACAUUUACAAGCAGAAGAAAAUCAGUGAACUCUUCACCAGCGAGGGCAAGAGACAGGUUUGUUCACCACACAGCAAAAUGUCAGAUGACCAACACAGAGUUUUCUGUCUUCAUGAGUAGAGAAGCUUCUGUUUUUGGUUUGAGAACAGAAUUAACUUUAUGAAUGAAAAAUAAUGGCGAAUAUUUGUCAGUGUCCUUUUAUCAGGAAACAAGACAAGACGAUGCCGCUCAAAAAUGACAUGGCUGAUAAUCAAACCUUUAAGGGAAUGAAGGUUUAGUCUGGGUAAAUGACACGAUGAGGAGAUAAAAAUGUUUUGGACUUUGCAGCAUUUGGCAUGUUACAGUGUUGGGAACAAAGUGUUAAACUUAUGUGGUUGAAGAUGGCAUAGGAGUGGGUCUGAUCUUACAAGAUUUUUUGUUGAGCAUCUAUGGGUAACAUUUAUUGUUAAUUGGCACUAAACCGAUAAAGAUUGAUUGAUAAUAUUUUGACCUAUAGUGAUGGCUAAGAUUCAACAACUAAAGCUAGACUAGGAGUUUCAGCUUUUGGUCGACUAAAACUGUAAAGGGAAAAGUGUCUUAUGUCUGACACAAAAUCUGAAGCAGUUACAGAAACACUCCUGUAACUCAAUGAUUGAUUUUCAAAUCGUCUGUUUUUCUCUCAGGUGGCCCAUCAGCCUCUUCAACCAGGCCAAGCCGCAGACAUCGAGGACUUUGGAAUGCCAGCCAAACCUCUGCAGCCUGCCAUUCUCAUCAGCACCAAGAGGAAGCGGGUAUCUCAGGGAUCAGACAGCCAGGUGGAGUCUCAGGAUAUGGAGCUCACUCAGUCCUGGAGAGAGAUCCUGGGGCCGCCCCCACUCAUGGGAAACACACGCGUAAGUUUGUGACAACAGACGGUGUUCCCUGUUGUGUCUCUUAGUCCUCAGUCCAAAAUGUAGUAAUAUUUACUCUGUACACAGGAGGAGCGUCUUGUGUGGCUUCGCUACCAUAAAAAGAAGUGGGAGCUUCAGCUGAGACAGAGGAAGGAGAGGAAGAAGAGGAGGAAGCUUCUGGACGGUGGAGCUCAGCCUGUUGGAGGAGGAGUGAUCAGAGACGGCCCCACAACCGGCCUGGGGAGUUUCCUCCGCAAGACGGCGCGCAGCAUGCUGGACAUGCCGUGGCAGAUCGUGCAGGUGGGGUGGUGUUGUCUUGGUUGUCAUCAACAAGCCAGUCCAGAAAUCAUCUCAUCUCAUUAUGUGAGUUUGUGUUUCCUCUCAGAUUGCAGAAACGAGUCACCCUGGUCUGUACAAGCUGUGGGCCGUGAUUGGAAAUGACCUCCACUGCAUGAAGCUCAACAUCCCUCGAGUCUUUUACGUCAACCAGAAAGUCCCAAAACAAGAAGAGGGCGCCACAUACAAAAAGGCAUACAAUAAAAAAAUGAUUACAGUUAUCAUAAAUGUGUUUUAAAGCAAUUGUUGUUCAUACUACAACUUAUUUAUGGUUUCGUUUCAGGUGAACCGCAUGCUGCCUCGCUCAAACAUGGUCUACUAUCUGUAUGAGUACUGUGUGCCAGAGGACAUGUACCAGGAGCACAUCAACGAGAUCAACGCUGACCUGUCUGCUCCAGACAUCGAAGGAGUUUAUGAAACACAGGUAUCAUUUAUCGUUUAGUACCCAUCAGCGCUUUUGUAACCACUCCCAUGAUGCUCUGAAUCUGAGUUAUACGCCUGUGUAAGCAAACUAAAGCAUGAGAGUGAUCUUCUCUUAGGUCCCGUUGCUGUUUCGAGCUCUGGUGCAGCUGGGAUGUGUGUGUAUGGUCAAUAAACAUGCAGUGAGGGAUCUGGCUGGUAGGGAGGCCGACACGUUUGACCUGGAGCACCUGGAGAUGAGGUCCUUGGCUCAGUUCAGCUACCUGGAACCUGGUUAGACCUGAUGUUUGUUUAAUUGAGCAUUUUCUCUCCCUGUAACCUCAUAUUUUACAUGGUAUAGUGUCAGGUAUUGUGACAGUGACUGUAACACCAUGUUUCUCUCUUCUCAGGAAGUGUUCGCCACAUUUACUUGUAUCAUCACAGCCAGGGUCAAAAGGCUCUGUUUGGCCUCUUCAUCCCCUCUCAGCGCAAAGCCAGCAUCUUCGUCCUGGACACUGUAAGAAAAAUACAUCACUGUUUGGCUUAAUGCGCGAUUGUGUUGGUGUUGAAUUGAUGAAAGACUCAUGAGAGAGGAGGUCUAGACUGUGGUUCAGCCUGCAGUUCAGGCUUGUUUGAUUUGCAGAAAGGAAAUUAUACUGUUGUUGUUCUCUAAUUGCCCCUCAUUGCUGGUGUCACUGAUGGUCUGAUCCCUUCAGCUGAGAGUAAACAACCCUGAUGAUCUGCCUGCAUUUUAACUCCUCAGGUAAGAAGCAACCAGAUGCCCAACCUGAGCAACCUCUACACAGCUGAGCGCACCGCUCUCCUGGAGAAGACGACCGAGGAGCUCCUUCCUCCUGAGAAACACAACUUUGAGGUCCGAGCUGAAAAUGACGUGAAGGCCGUUUACCGCGCCCUGCAGCGCAUACUGCUGAACUACAAGGUAAACUGGACUCCUCACGAAAAUGACUGUUUUAAUCGUUUAAAUAAGAUGUUUAAUCAAGGCUCUGCUUCAUCUCGUACUACACAGGAGGAACGUCGUGGACCCACUCUGAUCGCCUUACAGUCAAACUGGGAGCUGAGACGGUUGGCAGCAGGAAUGCCAGUUCUUGAGGAGUUCCCAGUUGUUCCUGUACACGUAGUUGAUGAAAUCAGCUAUAAUGUGCUGGACUGGCAACGCCACGGUGCCCGGCGCAUGGUUCGGCACUACCUCAACCUUGACAGCUGCCUGUCACAGGCCUUUGACAUGGCCAGGUAGGAACCAUCCACCGCCGUCUGAAGGAUUCAUAUUCCUGCUGACAGACAGAAAAGUUUGAUAAUAACCAAAGGCACAUCUCUUGCUUUCAGGUAUUAUCACUUACCUGUGGGAAACUUGCCACAAGACGUGUCCAUCUUUGGCUCAGACUUGUUCCUGGCAAGACAUCUGCGAAAACACAACCACCUGCUGUGGCUGUCACCCACAGCGAGGCCUGACUUGGGAGGAAAAGAGGCCGAUGACAGUCGUCUGGUGAUGGAAAGUGAUGACAGGUGCUCAGUGGAGAUCAAUGCUCCAGGAUGUUAUUCCACAGGUACAGACAGCAGGGACACAGUCAUUAAAAAAACAGACAAGCAUUCUUGGAGUCUUGUGUAAAAAAAUAAACAAUUCUGUUUCUGUCAGUUUGUGUGGAGCUGGACCUGCAGAGCUUGGCAGUGAACACCAUCCUUCAGUCACAGCAUGUCAACGACAUGGAGGGCGGGGCCAGUCUGGGGGUCAGUUUUGAUGUGAUCCAGCAGGCCUCGUUACAGGACAUGAUGUCUGGGAACCAGGGAGCCAGCGCUCUGGCCAGUUAUGACGAGACCGCCCUCUGCUCGAACACAUUCAGGUGUGUAAACACACGCUCUAACAGACAAGUGUGGCCAAGGGGUGAACUCUGCACACCUACUGUGAGGUUUAUUUUCAUGUUGUGCAUAAUUGUUUCGCUCACCUCAGUGUUUUCUCUCUGUGUGUGAGCAGGAUCCUGAAGAGCAUGGUGGUUGGAUGGGUCAGAGAAAUCACGCAAUACCACAACGUGUACGCAGACAACCAGGUGAUGCACUUCUACCGCUGGCUGCGCUCACCCAGCUCUCUGCUCUAUGACCCCGCACUUCACCGCACACUGCACAACAUGAUGAAGAAGGUGUUUUUCCAGUAAGUGCCACACCAUUCCCUCAACUGUAACACAUGUUCAUAUUUUAUUUAAGCCUGUUUUCAGCUUAAGAUUGUCUUAGGCCUUUUCUCAUCAACAGAAAAGAGAUAAUACCGUCUGUGCUUGAUGAUAUGUAGACAGAUUCUCAGCCUCUUUAAAGACCAUUUUUCCCCUGAGUAGUUAUCAAUCUCUUUCCUGUCUUUCAGAGACAUGCUAACUAAUCUUUUUGUAGUCGCUCCCAACAGCAUUUGAUCUACUUCAUAUAAAACAAAACGGAACGAGACACCUGAGUCAUUGGGGAUGUGUUUUGAAUAUGCUGAAUGAAUGUUGGCGUGUUUAUCAGAGGACUAAAUCACAUUAGCUGUAGCUACUUGUGAGCUGUGUACCUUUUUCUGAUCCAUGUCAGGAAAUUCAAUAUGAUGGUGUUUUGUCUUACCUUUAUGUAUUUCCAUCUUUUCACAAGAGCAUAGAGAAGAACUACACUGUCAUCUACCAUAGAUAGAUAGAUGCUGUCAGCUAAAAAUAAAUGUGAUAUGUUGAAAAAACUCUCCUUCUGUUGUCAGGUUGGUUGCAGAGUUCAAACGUCUCGGCUCAACUGUAACGUACGGAAACUUCAACAGGAUCAUCCUGUGUACCAAAAAGCGGAGGAUUGAUGACGCCAUCGGCUACGUAGAGUACAUCACCAACAGGUCAGACGGAUAGUCUUUGCAGGUUACAAAAAGAGCAUGUGUUUGUUAAAAGUGGGUUUAAAGAGAAAAGGUAUGACUUAUAUUCUGAAUAGAAAAAUAUACUUUCUACAUCCAUGCAUGAGGAUAAUUCAAGGAAGAAAGCUUGAGCAAGUUUAUUCAAACAAACCGAGAAAACCUUUUGUUGUGUUUGAGCCAAAACACUAAAAUCAGAGUUAAAAAAAAAAUAACCACCCAUUAGAGCAGUGAGAUGGUGUUGUGGUCUCUAUCAACAAAAGUAAAGUCUCUGAGGCACACAGAGGAGGAAAACUAUCCAUUAGACUAAUGGCAGGAAAGACAAGGGGUGAAAUCAGGCAACUACUGUUUAUUGACGUUGUAACUGAGGGGUCUAAUAUCUCAAUUUUAGUCAUCGUGAUGUCCUCGUGGUGAAAACUAAAUGUUUCCCCUGCUCUUGAGGCUGCAUUACAGCGGCAUUUGAUAAAUCAGUCCCACAAUAAAAAAGCCUGAUCCUUUUUUUCUUUUUGGAUCAAUAUAAUAAAUGAUCAUUUCUGACUGUCUGUGCAUUAGCAUUUUUAAAGUGGUCAGCCCCAGAAGUCUCUCUUUUUCUCUCUCCUCACAUAACCUAGAAUCUGGCUCUCUCUAUUUGUAUAUUUAGCCUUUAUUUCACCAAGUUAGUCCCACUGAGAUCACAAAUCUCUUUUACAAGGGAGACCUGGCCAAGAGGGCAGCAGCAUAGUUCAUUUGACAGAAAAUACUCACAGCAUCUCAACAUUAAAACAAUCUCACAUUAAACAUUUACACACAGAUGAGGUAGAUUGUAAUGAUUUCACUAAAGUUUUGAAGUCAUUUAGUGUCACAAGAGCUUGAGGGCGAAGUUCAGACUGUAAUUUGUUCCAUUCUAGUGAGUGAGGCGUUGAAUAUGUAAGAAUUGCAGUUAUCUCUCCUAACAAACUGUUUCUCCUCUAGUAUCCACUCAAGAGAAAUCUUCCACUCCCUGUCAAUCACCUUCUCUCGCUGCUGGGAGUUCCUCCUUUGGAUGGACCCGGCUAACUACGGCGGAGUGAAAGGCAAACUGCCCUCCAGCUUUCUGUUAGGAGAGGUAAGUCAAACUUUGGCCUCUGAAUGGGCUCCGAUCAAACAUGUACGACAACACCGAACUCAUGCCUCCUCUCCUCAUUCAGGAUGGAGCCAAAGAGAAGAAAAAGAGUCCGGUGGAUGGAGAUGAUGAGGGGAGUGACGAUGAGGAGGAGAAUGAGGUGGAGGAAGAUGAUGGUGAUGGAGAGACAGAUGAGGUGGAGGAGCAGAUUGAGAGCAGCUGGAACAUUAUGCAGUAUUUGCCCCAAACUGCAUCCUGUCAGAAAUACUUCCUCAUGAUUGUCUCCGGUAAGAAGAAAUCAAUACACUUUUUUUUUCUUAUUUCCUACUCCACAACUCUCCCUGACACAAACUUUUUUCCACACCAGCGUACAUCGCAGCGGUCUACCACAGCAUGAAAGAGGAGCUGAGGCGCAACGCUCCUGGGGCCACACCAGUCAAGAGACGUGGCGGGAGCCAGGCAUCCCAGCAGGCAGUUGGAGACUUAAGUGCUCUUCCUGGUAAGAUGUAGUGAGUGUGACGAAUAUCUGGCAGACUUUAGUCUACGAAGGUCGGCUUAUAACCAUAACUUGAUGGAUUUCUAAUCUGAUCUGAUUUUUUUUAUUUAAACUCCCUCCCACAGGAAUGAUCUCCUUCUCUCAGGAGUAUGUUGCCAGUGAGCUGACCCAAAACUUCUUCAACAUCACUCAAAAAAUCCAGAAGAAGGUGACAGGUACCAGGAGUGUGACCCAGCCCUCAGAGAUGUUCCCUGUCCUGCCUGGAUCCCAUCUUCCCCUUCACAACCCCGCUCUGGAGUUUAUCAAAUAUGUCUGCCAGGUAAUAUUACUCAUCAAACCUAUCACAUAUGAACUGGCAACAUUAUUGACUCUGGGAGUGGCAAUGAACUGGUGUUGCUAGUGGUUAGUUAGUGAUCAAUGACUUUCGGGUUUGAAGAUUGAAUUGGAUUUUUUAAGGAGACUGAAGUGCAGAAAAGGGAUGAGUCAUUACCACCAGCAAGAAUGUUAUUGUGGAGAUUAGAUUAAUGGAUGUUUUUCUUCAAGUCACCUGAUUUAUGAUUGGUCAAUAACUGAAACUAUAACACAUGAAUUAUCUGUCCUGUCUCAUCAUUUCUCUUCAGGUCCUUUCGCUGGACACCAACAUUGUGAACCAGGUCAACAAGCUGAAAAGAGACCUGCUGCGUCUCGUCGAUGUUGGAGAGUUUUCUGACGACGCCCAGUUUCGUGACCCCUGCAACUCCUAUGUCCUCCCUGAGGUCAUCUGCCACCACUGUAACUUCUGCCGUGACCUUGACCUCUGCAAGGACCCGUCUGUAGCACAAGUGAGAGGAGGGGCAUAGAUGUGAAUCAUAACAAUACUAUGAAUGCUCCUGUUUCUGAACAUGCCUGUUAAAAAAGGCUCAAAUCUCAGUUUGAUUUUCUUCUCUCAGGAUGGAUCUGUGUUGCCUCAGUGGUUCUGCUCAAACUGCCAGGCGCAGUAUGAGACUGAGUCGAUCGAGAUGGCUCUUGUGGAAGCUCUGAAGAAGAAACUGAUGAGCUACACACUGCAGGACCUGGUGAGAAAGAAAAAAAUCAAUGCUAAACAUUGUUCUACAUGUAACACAUUUGUUUCAUUUACACCAUGAAAAAAAAAAUCUUUUUCAUGAUUGUAGGUUUGUGCAAAAUGUAAAGGAGUGAAGGAAGCAAACAUGCCUCUGUACUGCAAAUGUGCCGGAGACUUUGAACUCACCUUCCCAGCCAAGGUUUGUUUUUUCCACUUACUUACGUGACAUCUAACAUUGUCUCAUUGCAAAUCAUUGAAUUCAGCAAUGACUGGGCAAUUGUUCCCCUGUGACUUUUUUCUCUUCUGUCUUUUGCAGAGCUUCUCAGAGCAGAUCACGGUGUUUCGCAGCAUAGCGUCUCACUACUCCAUGAACUUCCUGGAAGAAACCAUCGACUGGUUGCUUGUAAUGAGUCCACACAUAAGUCAAACUCACUAAGUGUGACAUCCACCACAAAUCCCUCAGCUACAUUUGUGGAAAGUGAUUUUAAAUGUGGGAAACGUUCCCAUUUUGUGCACUUGUUCAUUAGCCUUCAUAAUGUCAGUUUGUGGAUGUAAAAUCAG
Molecule: messenger RNA, 17894 nt
Organism: Xyrichtys novacula (pearly razorfish)
Lineage: Eukaryota; Metazoa; Chordata; Actinopteri; Labriformes; Labridae
Source: the annotation of a GenBank genome assembly